UUAGUGCAUCGUUAAACAUGGAGACACCAAAAACCAAUUCUCCAAACAAGACAAGAAACGAAGCCAAAGAUCGACUUGACAAAUAUAAGGCUGCAGCAACAUCAAAGGCUCCUGCAGCGAAAGAGAAUACAAAGCCACGAGAAUUCAGACUCCAUACUGGACAAAGAGCUCUCAGACGCGCAAUGUUCAAUUAUUCGGUUGCGACGAAGAUAUAUCUGACAGAGAUACAAAAGAAACAAGUUGAGAGGUUGCACAAGAUUAUUGAAGAGGAAGAGGUUCGGAUGAUGAGAAAGGAGAUGGUUCCAAGAGCCCAAUUGAUGCCUCUAUUUGAUAGACCCUUCUAUCCACAAAGGUCAAAUAGGGCAUUGACAGUUCCAAAGGAGCCAAGUUUCAAGAUGUUGAACAGCAAGUGUUGGAGCUGCAUUUCUGGCGAUGAACUCCACCAUUUUCAACACGCUUAUGACUUUCAAGCCCAUUAACUGAAACCACAUAAUAUCAUAUAAUUCCAGUUAUGCCUUCUUCUUCUUUUCUGUAAUCUUCGAAGACAUGUAGUAGUUGUGUAGAUAAUCUUUUUUCAAUUUUCUCAGUCAAGUUUGUGUAUGUGUGUACCUGUAACCUUUUGUCAUAGUUAAAGAAAUAAUGAGUGAAAAUUAGUGCAAUUUUAUGCUUCUA
Molecule: messenger RNA, 672 nt
Organism: Tripterygium wilfordii
Lineage: Eukaryota; Viridiplantae; Streptophyta; Magnoliopsida; Celastrales; Celastraceae
Product: protein TPX2-like
Exons: 6
Coding region: 18-479 (153 amino acids)
Biological process (GO): activation of protein kinase activity; regulation of mitotic spindle organization; mitotic spindle assembly
Cellular component (GO): mitotic spindle; nuclear microtubule
Molecular function (GO): microtubule binding; protein kinase activator activity
Source: RefSeq, a predicted model, not a curated record